Messenger RNA from Nomia melanderi (Alkali bee), 9822 nucleotides. The record is from RefSeq and is a predicted model, not a curated record. NCBI's taxonomy places the organism in Eukaryota, Metazoa, Arthropoda, Insecta, Hymenoptera, Halictidae.
AAAGCUCACGGCAUCGUCGUGUAGUAGUCGCGCGCGCUGCCGCGUCGAGAAGCCGAUUGGGAAUGGUUAAAGCGAGCGUGAAGUGGGCGGCCAUAGUGGAGGUAGAAACGUAGCGGCACAGGGACAGAGAGACACGGCAGUCUUCACCGCGAUAUCGGGCUGGUUUCAGUAUUCGCUUUCGUCGCGGCUUCUGCUUGGCCGCGCUGUAAAGCUCUUACUCCCGGCUGUCCCACGGGGCAUCGCGAACGCGACACGAAUACAUGUACGUGUACGACUCGGAGAUACAUACCUACAAGGAAAGGGGGGAAACACGUCCUAUUCCCGAAGCGAGUGCGGUCGUGUGAGCGUGCUCGUGGGGCCGCGCGCGCGAACGAGAGGAGCAACGAAACACGACGCACGCACGUGUGACCGGUAACGAGAGUGUGCGAGUCAAAGUGGAAGGUUUGAUUGGUCGAGGAGAACGCGUGCCGCUACGACUGUGUUUCUUCGUGAUUCCGUCGUGGCCGAGAGCGCGGUGUGCGCAGUGCGCUCCCCACCGCGUGCGCGCAGUGUGUAACCCCCGCGACCGCCAUCUUUGUCAAGUGGGUAACCUUUGUUGAUUUGUGUGAAAUGUGACGCCGUUGUCGCGAGAUAAUUGGUGAUCGUGAUUACACGCGAGCCCUGUGUGUCGGUACCUGAGUGACUCGUGCUCUCGCGUGUCCCCCUGUGGAUCUAUACAUGGAAUAACCGUGACCAGAUGUCGCAGCUCGAAGUCUCCAUUACGGCAUUCGACUGCAAAGGAUUAAAGCUUUGGUUUAGCGUGAGAAACGACCGAGCGAGAGUUCGAGCCUCCAGGUAGCCCAGGAAGGUAGCUGCAAAGAGGACACGAAGGGGCAGGGUAGGGCAAGCGAAAAGCAAGCGAGCAGCCAGCGGGCAGGUAGGCGCAGGAUGUGAAUGUCGUGGCCGUGACACGACCGACCCAGACCCAGACCCGGAGGCGCUCACGCGUUGUCCACCGGGUGCGUAUAACCUGGCCAGGUACGUGGCGGGUGGGUACGCCGUCGCCGCCGCCGGCGCCGCCCUCGCCCUCGUCGGCAGACGGCCGACGGAGACGAGAUGGACGAACCGGAGUCCGCGGAGACGUGGUCGGCCUGGUUCCUGGACGCGAUCCGGAAGAUCCGCAGCCAGAAACAGAGGCCGAGCGUCGAACGGAUAUGCCACGCGAUCCGACAGCACCACAACUUCCACGAGGAGGAGAUCGCGGAGCACCUGGAGGUCGCCGUGAAGCGCGGCGACGUCCUCAAGAUCUUCAACAAGGGCCAAUCCUCGUAUAAGGACCCCGGCGGGCUGCAGUCCAAGCCGCUCAAGGUUGGGAAAGGCUCCGACCUCAGCAAGGUGCUCGGCAAGGCCGUCCGCGAGCUGGGCGAGAGAGAAGGCUCGACCCUCAAGACCAUCGAGAAGUACAUCCGGCAAAGCCACACGGUCGAGGAAGAGGCCGAGGGUGACCUCAGGACCGCACUACGGUUGUCCGCGAAGAGGGCUGUCGAUCGGGGCCUCGUCAUUCAGGAUGGCAGACUCUUCCGGCAACCGGAUAGGCCGCCUUAUCUCAAAAAGCUCGGGGACAAUGCUCAUGCACCGCCGCCGGAGCCACCGGUCCCCAAGUUGCCGGCGCCUCUGCCGAUAUGCAAGGAGUGUCUCGGUGCAACGAUAGCCGCGAACAACAACAACACGAAGCGGAACGCCGCGGAAAAGCUGAGCAGGUGUAGCGUGUGCGGCGCGGCGCUGCACAACUCGUGCGCGCCGCCGGACCUCUCGAUCCUCGUGGACAGGGGGAUCACGUGGUCUUGCGACGACUGCUCACCGACCUGCGCCGGCUGCCAGCUGGACCAGGAGUCGCAGAACUACCUGGUGAAAUGCGCCGGCUGCGUAAAAUGUUACCAUCCCACCUGCCUGGACCCGGGCCUCGACAAGAAGAACAAGGCACCCUGGAGGUGUCGGCACUGUCAGACGGCGCACACGCCGGUCUCGAAGGACGACGGGAAGAAGGGCAAGGCGCAAGACGCGGCCUCCCUAGACGACACACCGACCAGCGCCAGGAAGAGAAUCAGCAAGUUACGAGAGAAUAGAAAAUCGGCGGUGUCCAGAAAGAGCUUGACGAUCGCGACUCCGGGCAAGAAAGGCGGUGCUGGAGUGGCACAGGUGGACAGCAGCUCGGACGGUAAUGCGGGUGUUGUCUCCCCUCGUCAACCACCUUUAAUUUCCUCUCCUCUACCACAACCCCCCGCCCCACUCGCAGGCCAGGGUAGGCUACUCGAAGAAAAGAACGACCGGAUCUCGAAGGAGAAGCAAAAGUUCUUUAGGCUGAGCGCAUUUAACGCGGAGCACAAUAAGCUGAAGCGGGUGGGGGGCGGCGGUGAUAAGUCUAAGUCCUCGCAGAACGUUAGUCCUAGGUUGACUCGGGGUAACGCGAGCCAGAAGAAGCCCCCGGUACCCGGCAAAAGGGCCUCGUUAGCGUCUAGCAGCAGCGGCAGCAGCAGCGGCAGUGACGCGACCGACACCGACUCCUCGGAGGGCAGCGACUCCACCGACGACGACGACGACGACGAUGACGACGAUGACGACGAUGACGACGACGAGGAGGAGGAGGAGGAAGAAGAGGAGGACGAAGAGGGUAACAGCUCGAGCGAAUCGAGCGACUCCUCGGAGGAGGAGGACGCGAGAGAGCCUGGCCGCCGGCUGGUGGUCGAGUCCCCGAAACCGAGGAGUCCGUUCUCUUGCGACCUCAGCGAAGACAAGCCCUGGGGCUUCGCCGCGGCCGCGGCUGCCGCCAAGCUUAACUCGGAGUCGCCGUUUUUCAGUAACAUCAACAACACCUUCGGCGCCCCGUUGCCCAAGCUGGACGUGGGCGGCACGCCGACCUUUGGCCUGCACAUACAACCGGCCGCGAACUCCGGCCUCGACAACAAGAAAAAACAGAAGAACGAACGCGCUGGUAUCGCGUCCGCCGGGUUCGCCGCCGGCGUCGACAACAAAGCGAAGCCUGGCGCUGGCCAGCUGAAAGGCCUGAUCGACGGUUUGAGCCACUUCUUUUCAGUGCCCACGAACAGUAGGGCAAGGUCCGGCGGGGCUGCGCCCAAUUACGCGCCGGACAGGAGAAAACGGCCUAACCCGGAACCAGACCCGAGCAAAAUCGGCGGCGGUACCGCGAGCAAGCUUCCCAGAGGAGCGCAAACUAACAAAAGAGACGUCUCGCCCGCGGUAGUCGCCACCGGGAAGUCGAAGGACAGAAAGAAGGCGGCAGAGGCGAGAGAGGAAGCACCGAGAGUGCCAAGGCCGGGGAUUUUCACGCCCUCUGACGAGAGCCUGUUCGUGGUGGGCACGCUGAACGAGAAGCUGCCGAAGAUGACGCCGUCGAAUCUCGUGAAAACCGCGGUGAACAGUAAGAGGCACGAACACGAGAGGAGGAAGCUGAUGAAAGACGACGCGUCGCUAGUGAAGUGCGCUGCGACGGACGCGUCGCUGUCCUCGCCGUCGUCCUCGCCGUCCUCCCUCAGGCACGAGCACUACCCGCGAAAGCGAAACAACAUCAACAAUAACAACAACAUCAACAUCAACAACAAUAAUAACAGCAACACGGUCACGGAGACGACCAACAAUCAGACGACACGCCACCCUGUGCCCGCUGUUUCGAAGUCCGGCCUGUGUUCCGAUUCCGUGAAAUCAAAUCCUAGCCUAAAGUCCAAUCCACGAGCCUGUACUAGCGCCACCACCACCAACACCACCACGACACCCCGCGCGACACCCUGCUCCACCAGGAAGGAGGAGCCGAUUCUGCCGCAAACCUUGCCACCCGGCGUUACGCAAAAGGACGUCGAUCUAUUCAAAGACGCCCGAGACAGGGCGGCUCGACUGACCGUUUCGAACGGUGACGGCGAGGAGGCCGUGACCGUCAGUCCCGGGAAUAGUAGUUCCACGGGCGGCAACGGAUCACGGAACCCCGCCGCCAUCGUUUUCGGCCGGUACGAAGUAGAGACGUGGUACUCCAGCCCGUUCCCCCAGGAGUACGCGAGAUUACCGAAGCUGUUCUUCUGUGAGUUUUGCCUAAAGUACACGAAGAGUCGAGCGGUACUCGACAGACACAUGGACAAGUGUCAGUGGAGGCAUCCACCAGCCACCGAAAUCUAUAGGUGUAACGGACUGUCCGUUUUCGAGAUUGACGGUAACGUGAACAAGAUUUACUGUCAGAACCUGUGUCUAUUAGCAAAAUUGUUCUUGGAUCACAAGACGCUGUACUACGACGUGGAGCCGUUCCUGUUUUACGCGGUGACGAAAAACGACAAGUACGGCUGCCACCUGGUCGGCUACUUCAGCAAGGAGAAACAUUGCCCCGCUCAGAGAUACAACGUAUCCUGCAUCAUGACUCUACCGCAGUAUCAGAGGCAGGGCUUCGGUAGGUUUCUCAUCGAGUUCAGUUACCUGUUGUCCAAGGUCGAGGGCAUCCCCGGCACCCCGGAGAAGCCUCUAUCGGAUCUUGGUCGCGUCUCGUAUCACUCGUUUUGGAAGAGCGUCGUCCUCGAGUACCUCGACGCUCACAGAGACUCAACGGACAUCAAGCUGGGCGACAUCACAAAAGAGACAGGCGUGUCGGCUCACGAUAUCGCAACCGCUAUGCAGUUGUUGGGAUUCAUCAAGACGGUCCAUUUGCCCGGCGAAGGGAACUCGAAGGUGGCUGUGGUAGUCGAUUGGGGCAAAGUGGACGCUCACAUGGCGAGAGUGCGCAAGAGUUCCCGCAUCAAGUUGGACCCGGACUGUCUCAGAUGGAUCCCGUUGCUCACGCAGAUACCGAAUCCCUACCAAAGCCCGGAGGAGAGCGGUGACACCAGUUCCGAGUCCUCUCCCGUGGCGGAGCCUAAACAGAUGCCCGCGAUUGUCGAGAAGAUUCAGAAAGUGAAAAUCAAGAAGAAGCCUAGGGGCAGAAGACUAGGUCAAAGAAGGUCAUCACCGUUAAAGCAGAAGAGCCCGCAGAAGUCUACCGCCGUGCACAAGGAGAUCUCUAGAGAGUCCAGGGAUGCGAAAGAAGCGACGAAGGAAGCGAGAUCGUUGAAAGAAUCGAAGGAGUCGAAGGAUACGAAGGGGACGAAGGAACAGGAAAGGGAGACUCGUACCACUUCCGCGACGCCUGAGUCGACGAAGGAAUCGAUGGAAGUCGAGACGAAGAAUGUCCCGACGACGCCAAGGAAUUCCAGGUCAGUGACGACCGCAAAAAACGCCGCGAACAACGCGACAAGCCCAACGAAAGCGACGCCGCUGUCGACCAUGUCGAGGCGAAGGAUCAGGACACCGAAGACUCCUAUGGUGGUCGAAUCCGUCGCGACGACAGUGACACCUCUCCGCAAACGAAAACAUUCCGAAAAGACUGAAGCCGAGGAGAAGGAGGAGAAGUCGGAGGUUAGCUCGAGGAAGAGGACUCGAGAGUCUUUGAGGGAGAAGGAGAAAGAGAAAGAGAAAGAAAAGGAGAAGGAAAAAGAGAAGGAGAAGGAACACCGGGAGAAAGAGAAGCCCAAGGAGAAGGAGAAGACGAAGGACAAAGAUUCACCGAGGGACAAGGACAACGCCGCGGAGCCGGAGAAGACGUCGCCCAAAACGGCGACGUCCGUUUCUUCGUCCUCGGCGGUGCAGAAACCGGCGAAGAAGCAGUGCAAGGUGGACGACAUCCUGCUGAAGGUGACGAGUAGACAGACCAAGUACUUGCAGGCGAAACAGGCCAAGGAAAAGAAGAUCGCCGAGGAGGCACAGUGCAACGGCAAAGACGAAACCAAGGAGACGAAGACGUCCCCGCCGAUGUCGAGGCGGGGACGAGCGAAAGCCGAGAAAGAAGCGUUGAAGAUGCCUCAGUUGAAACCAGAAACACCUGCCGACGACAGACCAGAGAGUCCUGUGAUACCUCCACCUGCGUUAUCCCCGUCGGCUGGCUCCGAGAAACCCGACUCUCCACGGCAGAAGGAAUCACCCGUUCCGGAGCUGUCUGUCUCCGUCUCCAAGGAGGAUAGUGCCGAAACGAGCAAGAAUGAAAGCGUGGAAGAGAGCGCGACGAUCGUGCCACCGGAAGCGGAGACGGCGUCCGCGAGUCCCGGCGAAUACGAAGGAGGCGACGAAGACGAAGGGGAGGAAGAAGUACCUGCGCCACGGCCAAAAUCCGUGCAACAGUGUUCGAGCAACCCGGAGACUGAUUCGAGCGAGCAACCAGAGAAAACGGUAGAUACGACGACGACGGUUCCGGAGAAGGAGCCGGAGGAGACGGAGAAGUGCUUGCCGCAAAAGGUCGAGUUGGAAACACGGGACGUGGAUCAGGAGAGCGAAGCUCCGAAAGAAUGUGAUAAAGACUCGGAGACCGAGAAAGCGAUUUCUCGUAGCCCGGAAACGUCGAAAUUGGUACCUGAAGUUCCCUCGCCCAAAGGGGAGGAAACCGAAAAGUUCGUAGCUAUUACUCAGGAUAUUGAUAGCCCUAAGGAAGAGACGAUUUCCGAGAGGAUAAUGCUUAAGGAGACGAAAGAAGAGUCGACACGGCCAAAGAUCGAAACAUCUCCAGCAACGCCUACGGAUAAGAAGGAGUCGAGUGUCGUUUCGAAUAUCGCCUCGCCGGAAACUGAACCGCUAACACCGCAGGAGAAGCCGUUGCCGAUCAUGGAGCAACAAGAAACCAUGCAUCUUCAUCAAACGCAGCCGGAGGAGAUGAAGCAGAACUCUCCUGAGAGCGGGAAGACAACGCCGCACUUGGAGAAUCCUGGUUCGGUGAAGCGGACGCCACCUUCGCAGCCGGACCUACCUUCGAUGGGAGUUUACACGCCCGACUCGACCACGAAUUCGGUCCACUCGUUGCACUAUGGUCAGUGCGACCUGGACGUCAGUCAGCUGGGAUUGGAGUCUCCAACCUCGAUAUCCAGCGAUCUGGCGUCCCAGAACAGCGUCGAGAGGCCGCCCAGCGCUCUGCCGUCGAUGCCGGCCUCGGUCACCGUUCCCAUCUCCGUGUCCAUGCAGAUUGCACCACCGGCCACGUCCGUGGCCGUGAAUAUAUCGCCCCAGGUCCAAUACGCCGACUGCUCGAUGCCUCAACACACGCCACCGGCACACGUCAGCAUUCACCCGAUGCAUCAGCCUCAUACACCGCAGCCUCUCCAACAGCCGAGGACUCCGCAGUCGCACACUCCGCAGAGUAUACCCACGCAGAGUCCACAGCCGCUUCCUCAGAGCCACACGCCGCAACCGUUACCGCAGUCCCAUACGCCACAGCCCUUGCCUCAGUCUCACACGCCUCAAAGCAUUCCCACGCAGAGUCCGCAGCCUUUGCCGCAAUCUCACACGCCCCAACCGAUGCAGUUGUCAUUGGCUCAGCAAACGCAGAGCCAGAGUAUGACGCAUACCCAACAGUCUCAGCAGUCUCAGCCGUCUCAACCGCAGCAACAGUCAACACAUCAACAGCAACAGCAGCAACAACAGCAACAACAGCAGCAACAGCAGCAGCAACAACAACAGUCGCAGACGCAGUCCCACAGCAAUAAGAGGGCCAGUGGUUCGCAGACGACUCACAGGUCGAGGUCGGCGCAACAGAGCAGCAGGUCUCAUCGAACCACACCUCCGACGCCACACACUCAAGCCUCUUCUCAACACGCGACGUCUCAUGCGAGCUCGCACACGAGCUCUCACACCAGCCAUACGACAGUGGCGCACACGAGCCACGUACCGCCUCAGUAUCAGCAGUCUUCAUCGAUGAGCGUACCACCGGUACCCCAUCCGCACUCUCACACGCACGCCGCUCACUCGCACAACAUGGCCGUGAUCUCGCAAGGAAACUACAUGGCUGUCGCCUCGCAGACCUUCCCCACGCAGAACACUUACGUGAUCCAGCACGGAAGCCGCAGAUCCGGCGCGCCGACGCCUUGCACCACGGCAACGAACUUCUAUAUACAGACCAGCGCGAUGCCCCCGCAUUCACACACACCCGCGCCGUCUUUGUCGGCCUCUGGGAACCAUCAGACAACCAACUCGUGUAGCCUAGCGAAGUUGCAACAGCUGACGAACGGUUUGGAGAUGAUACCACCUACACCGUCGCCAGCCAUGAACCUGACGCCACCGCCCCCGAUCCCGCACACGAUGACACCGCCUCAGACAUCGAGGCAACUCCCAACCCCUCCUCAGGUGCCCCUCGGGUACGCGAAGAACUACUAUAAUGUGAACACGGUGCCACCACCCGGCACGCCCGGCCCCCCGAGCAGAUCGACCUCGAGGUCCUCCGCAAACGCCGCCAACAUGGCGUCUUUGACUCAACCGUAUCCCAGCGAGAGCCUGUACAGACAAACUCUCGACCCGGGAAGUACCUGUCCUCAAAUGCAGAGCGCCGCUAGCCGGGUCAGCCCGAACGUAGCGCUCAACACGAAUCUCAUGGCCCAGUAUGGUUAUAGGGUGGCUCAGCCAGCCACCGGUUACAUGAACCAAGCGGCUCAACUCGGCGGCUUCAUGAAUCAAGCUAGCCAGCUACCGGUUGGCGUGGUGAACGUACCCGCGCCGUAUCCCCAGGACCCGCAUCAGCAGAAUCCGACUGCAGUGUACACCACGUACCACGGGUACAUCAACGGUGGCCUGAUGCAGCCUUUGAACAGCUCCAUGAGGCCACGCUAGCCCCGGAAUUCACUUGAACGCACACUCCCGCGUACGCAACAAAGAAGCUUCGACGUAGAGGCGACCGUUACUCGUGGCUCUUCGUCCGCUUAACAGCGAUCGUCGUUUUUUCAAGCAAGUUGACGGGUUCUCCGCGAUACGAAAAGCGACGAUACGGAUCUCGGUUGCAUCGCCCUGGCGAGAUCACAUCUGAACUCUAGCGGCAACAGCAGCAGACCUUACCCCCGAGCGAAUAGUUGUGCCGGGAUCGUUGCUUCCUUGCGUUCGCUUCCACGCAGACUUGUACCCGGCGAAGAAGCGCUGCGCGCGGUAGCCCAUUUUAAUCCGUGAGAAGGAGAGACAAGCGUUUCGUUUCACUGUACCACUGGACCACGAGUCUAACGCGCGCGUUCUCCGUUCCGAUUUUAUCCGCUGACCAGACGGUGUCGACGCCCGAACCCCUUUCCAAAGUCCGUUCAGUCUCGGGGCUGACGCGCGAUCGCGCUUCUCGCGACGAAGGGCGGCAAGCAUUUCUUCGCGAAACCGGGAAGAGUUUCGUAUCGGAAAGAAUUCGUAACUUGUCGAUGCGUAUGUACUAAACCUAUGCCGCGCCGGUACGAUCACGGUGUCGGAUAGGAAAUUGCGGAGCAUGGGUUCUUCGUGACUUGUGCAUUUACAAAACGGUUGACUAUUAUGUACCUUGGGGGUCGAUCCACCGAUCGAUCGAGGUAGAAAAAGGAAAUAUAUAUAUGUACAUGUAUAUUUUCCUCUUACCACAAACCCACCCCCGCCCAUUUUUGAAUCUACCAUCGACAAAACGGAUACCUAUUUUUUAGUAGGGCAUUCCCUCUUAAGAUCGCAACAGUGUUACGUUUUGUGUAUAAUAAUGAUAAUAUAUAUACCUAUAUAUUUAUAUGAAUAUAUAUAUACGCGCAGCGUAUAUAUGUCUUUAUAUAAAUAUAUACAUAUAAACACUUACAAAGAAUAUUCUGUUUGAUAUUAUCGAUUGUUGAACGUUGUUGUUUACGUUUUCUUCGAGGCACGCUGUACUUUACUGUAUCAUAAAAUACUUACUGCUACGAUCAUUCGAAUUGUAUUAUUGCGAAUUAAUUAUUAACGGCUGUCAAAAGUCAGGAUCAUCGUGAAAGGCGUUCGUUGCCCAUUUACCGUGUUAUCAUCGUUUGUCGU